Messenger RNA from Cryptococcus wingfieldii CBS 7118, 876 nucleotides. RefSeq lists its product as hypothetical. The record is from RefSeq and is a predicted model, not a curated record. Bases 1 to 876 code for a protein of 291 amino acids. Lineage: Eukaryota; Fungi; Basidiomycota; Tremellomycetes; Tremellales; Cryptococcaceae. The transcript is spliced from 2 exons.
AUGCCUCACGACGACCCGUCCAAAUCAAGACGAAAGAGUAAGAAGUCAAAAGGCAAAGACAGAGCGCACUCUCAUCACGAUCAGCCGGCUUUUCCCACCACUCGACGUGAUUCUGUAUCUUCGAGUACUAUAUACGGAGGUCAGACUGGAGGGGUCUUAUAUGACGACGAACAGGCCUCCAUGGGGACCUACACUCAAGCCACCACUUCAGCACCAUUCCCAAACCCUCUCAACAAAACGCACAAUUUCGGUAUACAAGCCACUCCCGGUCCCGCCCAAUACGCCCAAGGAGUGCACUCCUUCUGGGACGCCACCGUGCCUGGAUCGGCUACAGGCGAAAACAUGGCGACUGCUUUCGGCUCUUGGCUGGACGGACGGGCAGCCGAUGCUAGAGCUACUCUGACUAGAGAAGACGAUUACACCAACCACAUGCGCGAUGUCGAUGUGCCAACCCAAAGCGCAGUGACGAACCAAGUCUUUUCACAAGCUACCGAGUUUCUCCCUCUCCUGCGCACUGCAGUGGACCAAAGCGGUGAUCCCGAGGCGGUCACCCGGUUCAUCUGCUUUGCAGAGACGUUGCGCACGUUGUCUGAUGAGCUGCGUUACGAGAGGUUUUUGAGGGAUGAAAUGACGAAUGCGCAGGGUAGGGCGACGGAUGCUGCUUGGAAGGGUUGGAAGAUGACGAGGAGGGGAGCGAGCUUGGCGGAUGGGCAUGCGAGCUUGGAUGAUGCGCGUGCGCUUUGGAGGUCUCAUGAGGACGAUAAAGCCACCAAUUCACAGGACUUGUUGACGGACGAAGAAGGAGAGUGGGACUCCAUGAUGAGAGCUAUAGGAGAUACACCCACCGAAGAUAUUCUACUCUCUUUCAGAGCAUAA